Molecule: messenger RNA, 705 nt
Organism: Brassica napus (rape)
Lineage: Eukaryota; Viridiplantae; Streptophyta; Magnoliopsida; Brassicales; Brassicaceae
Product: protein BOLA4, chloroplastic/mitochondrial
Exons: 3
Coding region: 39-584 (181 amino acids)
Source: RefSeq, a predicted model, not a curated record
UGUUUCCCAAAACAUUUUGCUCUCGACAAGUCUCAGUAAUGGCGACUACCUUAGUGGCGACGACGCGUCCAUACGUUCUUCUCUCCUCCACAAGAGCGAGCCUUCAUCUCCUUCUCCGAUCUCCGAAGAGACCCUUCGCUUCGUUUCUAUCAACUCUCUCAUGUGCUGCCGCCUUGAGAAGCUCCAGUUCGAGAUGUUUAAGCGCCGUUUUGUCUCGCGGAGAGACUGCUCCGAUGAUUUUCGGCAAAGGAGAUUCUAGGGUUUCUGGGUUUGGCGUCGUGGACAUUCGCAGCCGUGGGUUCAGUGCUAGAUCCUCUCAAAUCAACGAUGCUGGGUCUAUUGAUCAAACCCUUAUGCAGUCCAUGGAGCUAAAGAUCAAAGAACAGUUGAAUGCAGAGUCAGUUUCUGUCAAGGAUAUGUCUGGAGAUGGACGUCAUGUUUGCAUAAAUGUGGUAUCAUCGGCUUUUGAGGGACAGUCUGCAGUGAACAGACAAAGGAUGGUCUACAAAGCCAUUUGGGAGGAGCUUCAGAACGUUGUUCAUGCCGUUGAUCAAAUGACAACAAAGACUCCUUCUGAAGUUUGAAGCUUUUUUCUUUUCUUUUCUGAACACUACAAACAUGAAUAUCAUCUAUUAUUUGAUUAGCGGACAAAUCUCUUUAUCAAAAACGAAUUUGAAAUAAAGUUUAUGGAUGUUAUUUGCUGGA